Molecule: messenger RNA, 4384 nt
Organism: Oryzias melastigma (Indian medaka)
Lineage: Eukaryota; Metazoa; Chordata; Actinopteri; Beloniformes; Adrianichthyidae
Product: amphoterin-induced protein 3
Exons: 2
Coding region: 1105-2595 (496 amino acids)
Molecular function (GO): protein binding
Source: RefSeq, a predicted model, not a curated record
UCCCGUGGACUCCUCUUUACUUCUGCUUCCAUCAGCCCACCUCCUGAGAAGUGGACCCCAUCCAGGGACUCCGAAUCCAUUGGGAGUCGGCUGUGUGCCUCGGAGUGAAUAAGCGAGUGGGAGUCAGUCAAAGCCGCGAGCACUUAAGGGAAGGGAGGUGGGAAGUUUGGGGCCAGCGGUGAGGAGGUGGCAGCUCAGAGGCAAGGCUAAUUCACUGUGACAGAAAUCAGAGCUGUCAGGACCACCAUGACCAAGCGGCAUGGACAGCACAUAUCCACUCAAAGUCACAGCCAAGGAAACGGAACCAUGUCGGCGGCUCAGAGAAAAGGAAGACGGAUGUGCUGCGUUAGACACUUGAAAGAAGGCAUUGCAUGUGUGUGUGUGUGUGUGUGUGUAAGAAAAAUAGCAGGAAAAGCUACAAAUUCCCAUGAAAAACCACAAAAGCAGAAACAUCUUGCUGAACUUGUAAACCUCAAGUGGAAUGAUCUCCAUUCACGCCGCCUUUAUUGAUUAUUAGACAAUACAGAUCAUUUAUGGUGAUGGGUUUGGUGCUUCUGCUGCUCUAGUUUUAGAUAAUAAGAAAUACAUUGAGGAUGUUCAGGAAUGAUGGGAAAAAAAGAUGGAGUAAGCGAAAAAGGAAAGCCACCGGUCUCAUUAUUUAAUUAUGAGAGAGGGAGACACAAACCUGGGACUCUGACUGACACAUGGAAGGAGGAGGGAUUGUGGGAGAUUAAGUCAGCUCUAUGCUGCGUUUGUUGUAUGGUGCAAAGCACCACAGGAUGUUUGUCGAGCAGCACUCUUUUUUGGGGGGGGAAUGAGGAGAAAGCAACACAAGGACCUUUGCUGAGGACAAAGGAGAGAAAAAUCCAUUACUGCCUGAGAGCGACGGCUGGAAGAUCUGGGAGGAAGAUCAGGAUUACACUGAAGUGCGGCGGGUCAACAUUGACGGGAUGAAACUUUGAAUGAGAAGGGAAAAAAAAACGGCGCUGAAAAGUUGGUGGUUCAUGUUGCGGCUAAGCUGUUUUUUUUUUUUUCAUUUGAGAUGUCUACUUAUUAUUUCUACUUAUUUUUUGGAGGAGAGUAUGGAAUUAAAAAAGUGAAGAGAUGAAUUUUUACCCUCAUUCUUACCCAAAGAGCAGGAAAACAGUUCAACGAAACGUCAGGAAAAGCAAAUAUGUUCCAGGAAAAACUUCAAGGAUCAAACUUAAAACGGACCUGAUUCCAACCAUGACCUGCAGACGACAUCAAGGCCUUUUCCUGCUGCUGCUCUGCCUCUUUCCCGGUGCAGAGCAGAGCUGCCCGCCCAUGUGUCUCUGCCUCUCUGACACAGUAAGCUGCAGCUCAAGCGGCCUGGCUAAGCUGCCACGCUCGCUGCCUUCUUUCUCCGUCACCCUCGACCUCAGCCACAACCACCUGCCCUGGCUGAGUCCAAACAGCUUCAACGCAAUGACUCGCUUGGAAAACCUCUGGCUGGCUCAUAAUAAGAUUAGCACGCUGCCUCAUGGUGUGUUCCACAACGUCUCUGGGAUCCGGUGUCUCGACCUGUCAUCCAACAAGCUCCAAGUCGUGGAGCAGCACUACUUCCAGGGGCUGUGGCGCCUGGAGGAGCUCCGUCUCUUCAACAAUAGGAUCACGCGGGUCGAGUCCAGCACGCUGAGCGGUCUCAGCAGCUUGAAAAAGAUCUACUUGAGCCUCAACCAGAUCACGCACUUCCCCUUCUUCUCCAUCCAAGACCACAGUCACCCGUUCCUCACCAUGCUGGACCUCUCCUCCAACCGACUGACUCGUCUGCCGUGGGAGGAUGUGAAGGCUCUGCCCGGCUUGGUGCAGCGGGAUCUCUAUCUGCACAACAACUCUCUGAUCUGCGACUGCUCCAUGUACAGUAUGUUUUGGCACUGGAACCUCAGAGGUUAUGACUCGGUUAAGGACUUCAUCGACGAACACACCUGCAACGUUAACGGGGACCCCCGAACCUCCAUCCAGUUCCUGCGCAACAACCGCUUCUUUCUGAACUGCACUGUGGAGAAAACAGUCAUGCAGCCGGCGACGGUUCUCCUCUCUGGCGUGAGGGUUUCUGAGGGAGACAGCGUGCGCCUCGACUGCCAAACAUCCCUGAGCGGCAGCACAGAUGUCUCUUUCACAUGGCUUUCCCCAAACAGAGGCCUGAUCACCCAGACCGGCAUCAACGACACGCUAAUUAACAUGUUUCCAAACGGUUCCUUGGAGAUCCAAGCGGCCACGCUCAACGACUCAGGCCUGUAUCUGUGCACAGCCGUAGACACGAAACAGGCACUGAAUGCAACACGAGAGAUGAACGUCACCGUGCUGCUGCCUGCAGAGGAGUCCUUCAACACUGGCUACACAACCCUGCUAGGCUGCUUCGUGACCUUGCUCCUCAUCCUUCUGUACCUUUUUCUGACUCCCUGUCAGUGCAGCUACUGCAAACAGCCUGCAGCCACAUCCAACAACAGCAACCUCCCGUUUGUUUUCUCCUCCUCCACGAGGGACCAUCCUAAAAUUGAAACUUUUAAGCAUGUAACGUUCAUGGAUCCCAGUAGAUGUGGAGAAGCAACUGAGUGGGAAGAUGAAAGUUGAUGCUGAACAUUUUGUUGGUUCUUCCCUCUUUUUUUUUUAAUCCAAAACUUCUGAAGAAACAAAAGCUUUCUGACUCAGAAAAAGUACUGAGGUAUAGUUGUAUUAAUACAACAUACAAUUUUUAUUUUACUGAUAAAAGUCAAGGAAAUAACUUUUUCUGAACUGAGAAUUAGCUUGACAUUGUCAGAUACAACACUUUUACUAGCAAAAUAGCUCAUGCUUUACAAAAAACCUUAUUUUCCCUUUUGUUUCAGAGUUCAAAGUGUCACUCAAAUCAUAUUUUGAUCUAUUCCAAAUGGUCUUUUAAUUAUGAUAAUGACAUUUUUAGCCUAAAUCAAAAAACCUGUGUCGGUUACUAGGACAUAGUUUCUGCAGAGCGACAAGAGUUGAUUCAAAUUUUUGGUCCGAGUGUGGGAGGGAUCGUUGAUGCUAAGUAAGCCCACCCCCUUCCCAUCAUCCAUUUCUGUACAUUUUCUCCCUCUAUCUUAAAGCCCCUCACAUCCCUAACCUUAUAUGAGUGCAAGAAAAAUGACAAGUUAUAUUGGAGCUAUCCAGCCAUAAGCCAGCGUAGAAGAAAUGAAGACGUACAUGCUACUAGGGCUGGGUAAAUAAAAUCAUUUAAUCAAUUUAAUGUAUUAUGCUAAAGCCCAAUAGCUUGAUGCUAACGUAAAAUGGGAUUUCCCAUAAGAUGGCUAACGCUAAAGCUAGGCCGACCUAAACAUCCAUUGCUAACUAAAUGAACAUCCUUACAAACUCACAGGCAGGAAUUUUCCAAACUCUUUUAAAAAAAAUAGUUUUUAAAGUAACUAUUUGUGGUCUAAAAACAUCGAUUUUUGCUCAUAUUUUCUUCUUCUUCUGGAAUAAGAUGUAAUACUAGAGUGUGAUCGCCACCUAGUGGCCAAACUGAAACAUCCCCCAGAAGAGGCAGAACUAUUUUUGGAGCUUCUCCGUUUAAGAGUCCAUGUAACACUGUAUGCUAUUUACAAUCCAGUUAUAAUUUCACUAAUACAUUUUACAGUACGUGAACUUUAUCAGAUUAAUUUGAAUAUAAUCAAAACAUAUGUAGUAGAUUAUUAAUAUAUUUCUAAGCAAAUGUGUCUAAAUGAGUAAACCGAGUAGUCUCAAAAUUGAAUGGAAUCGAACUAAAUUGAGUGAAUCGAAAGAACAGAAAAAAAUCUGAAUCUAAACGACUCCGGAAAUUAUUGGCAACACCCAGCCCUACAUAUUACGGUUUGGUCAACAGAGUAAACCCAGGUGCAGGAAGAAUAUGACACAGUUCGCCAAAAUAGCAAAGGUUUAAAGAUCCACACGUCCUGAAUAAACAUAAUUCAAAGCCAGGAGGACGGAAGAAACCACAGCAGACAUGCAAGAACAAAAAUGGAAACACAACAACAAGAGACAUUUCAUAACAGUACAUGGAUCUAUUUGUCUACAAGUGGAUUGUCGCUUGCCACAGUAACUCAAACGGUAUUUUUUCCUGAUUUACUGUGAUUUGAAAAAAGAAAUAUUCAUGAUUAAUUUAAGCUUAAUUUUCCUUAUAAAUGUCCUCCAUCACAAGAGAAAUGCCACAAAAAUAUGUUAAAAACACUAUUUUCUUUAUCAGAAUGGGUCUUUAAUAAUAAUUUGUUGCAGAAAGAUUGUUCAGUGAUUCAAAUUCAAAUGGAUGCCAAAGAAUUUGGUGUGAAUGCAUGUUUGCUGCUUCCAGCAUCCUCUGGCAGAUGUAGACCUUUGCAACACUUUCUCCCUUUCUUUAUUUUCGUAAUAAAGGACUUUGCUUUAAUGCCCUCCA